Messenger RNA from Amphibalanus amphitrite, 4605 nucleotides. RefSeq names its product transcription factor E2F6-like. The transcript has 7 exons. NCBI's taxonomy places the organism in Eukaryota, Metazoa, Arthropoda, Thecostraca, Balanomorpha, Balanidae. Gene Ontology annotation, cellular component: RNA polymerase II transcription regulator complex. Gene Ontology annotation, biological process: regulation of transcription by RNA polymerase II. The coding region runs from base 541 to 1680 and encodes 379 amino acids. Gene Ontology annotation, molecular function: protein dimerization activity; DNA-binding transcription factor activity, RNA polymerase II-specific; RNA polymerase II cis-regulatory region sequence-specific DNA binding. The record is from RefSeq and is a predicted model, not a curated record.
CUUCAUCAAUAUUCCCGCCAAAAGGAACAAUAGCACUUCCGUCCUCCGCGCAUCGUAAGCUUUGCUGUAAGUUACUAAAAAUUAAUCAUCAAAAUAGCAGUAAUCUUUGCUAAAAUACGAAGAAACAUAACAUUUUAUAUUGAUUUUUAUGCAUUUUCAAUGAUAGUUCUGCCUAACCUGUAAUUCAGGACGCCUUUCUUUUGAGGAUGCGCGGUUUGGGACCGCCAUCGCCUCCGCCAUGUUCUCGUCGUUUGAUUUCGCGCCAUUUAUUGUUUACAACGGAAGAAAGCGAGCGUCUCUUGGCCGCGGCGUCGGGUGUUCGUGAUUAUCGUCGAGGAUUUGAUGCUGACCGGCGUAGCACUUUUUAUUUGCCAUUUAUUGAUAUAAAGAAACAUUAGUAAACAUUUUAUUUGGUAAAUAUCUAUUGGCCGAAUGCCGUUUUACGAGAAGCUGAAGUUGAAGUAAUCCUUGGAGCCGACUGUCACGCCGCGGCCGCGACGCCGACGCCGCCGUGGAUCAUCAUUUUUCUUUCGCCCCCUGAUGGCCAGCACAUCUGGAUUUGCGCCUGAGAUAGCACAUCAUGAUGAAGCCAAAGAAAUGGACCUUGAUUUCAUUGAUAUUGAAUUUGUUGAUGAGCCAUCAGAUUUUGAGGAUCACCAGUAUACCAUGACCCACUCCACGCCUGUUCAUCAGCCACAGACAUUCAUCACAAAUCCUAAGGCUGUAAAACGGAGGUUGAAUCUAGACUUGCCCCAAUCAGAGCAUAUAUUUAAAACACCCAGCAAGACACCAAAGCACCGGGUGCGAACGUACUCUGAGGAGUAUCCAUCUCCAAGUCCAUCAAAAGUUGUUCCAGCUCCCUGUUUCUCUCCGUCUUCAAAGUCGCGCUACGACACUUCCCUCGGCCUUCUCACCAAGAAGUUCUUCCAGAUUCUGCGCAGCGCAGAGGACGGGGUGGUGGAUCUCAACCAUGCCACCAUCGUCCUGCAAGUGCAGAAACGUCGCUUGUAUGACAUCACCAACGUGCUGGAGGGCAUCGGUCUCAUCGAGAAGGAGUCCAAGAACAAGAUCCGCGUGACGGCCGCCUCUUCCGACCUGGACGAGCUGCGUGCGCCGGCGCCGGCCGCCGCGCUGCCGGACGACUCCCAGCUGCGCAGUCUGGAGCACGAGGAGCGCCGCCUCGACCGGCUCAUCGAGCAGGCCGGCGUGCAGCUGCGCCAGCUCAACGACGACCGGCGCGAGGCGUACAUCCGCUACCAGGACCUGCGCAGCAUCCCCCAGUUCAAAAACGACACGGUGGUGGCCAUCAAGGCGCCGCCGGAGACCAAGCUGCGCGUCCCCGACCCGGCCGAGGAGGGCGUGUACCAGAUCCACCUGCACUCGGAGACGGACGAGAUCCAGCUGUUCCUGUGCCAGGACGAGUCGGCGUCCACCUCGCACGCCGACGACUCGAUGAUGCUGUCCACCAGCUUCUGCUCGCUGCCGGACCAGUCGCCGCUCAAGGCCGAGUACCCGCUGGUGGACGCCGACCGGCCGCCCUUCCUCGGCACGGGCGAUUUGGAGCCGUCCAUUUCGGGCGAGGCGUUCCUCCCGCUGGAGCCGCUGCCGUCAGAGUCCGACUACAGCUUCGGCCUGGACCUCUCCGAGGGCGCCUGCGAGCUGUUCGACUUUUCGUUUUGAUGCCGCCCACCCCGCCGCGCUAGGGACUGCUUCGGGAGGGGAGGGGCGCUCGCCCGGCAAGUUGCCGUGUGCUGCCGCUGCCGCUAGGUACCGCUGCGUUUUUAAAGACUGGUCUCCCGGAGUGGUGGGCCGCCCCGGUGUCUCCGCCGGAGCCGUCCGUGGGCCGGCGCCCCGUCGCGACCGCGGCUUGCCAAGCUCCCCAGUCAUUUUAGAUCGAUCGUGGUGUGUGUUUUAGCUGCUGCCGCCGAUGUCGCGCUGUUUGUGUGCGUGUGUGUGUGUGUGUGUGCGGGGACUGGGAAGUGACCGUAUGAGUGGGCGCGAUGGUGUGCAUGUGACGCGGCGCGGUUUUGGGCGUCGGUGCGUUGUGUGGUGCCGUUUUGGUGCCGCGGUGCUCAGUGGUGCCACACCAGUGAUUUGUGAUCCGGUGGCAUUAUUCCGACGGUGCUCCCCUCGCGCGCGCGCGCACCGAACUGAUAUUGGGUCGGUUUUUAAGUUUGCGGACGGCUUGCUGCUCGUACCGCGCCAUCGGCGACACAUGGUUUUGUGGCCCGCAGUUUGUGCAUGGAAUCGUUUGGCUUCGCAUGCUCCGUUGCAUAGAUCGUGCGCCAUUGCCUCGGCCCGUUUGCAGUCACGCGCAAAGUGAUCCUCAUUAAGUUAACAAAACCUGAAGGGUACAAAUUCAGUCCACUGCCGUCACAGAGGCGAGGCGGGUCGGUGUACGCGCCGCGUCUCCAGUAUAGAGCACAUCAUGCCGGCGUCGGCAACGUGAUAGAUUAAAAACAACUGAUGCACUGUUGUUACUGUUACCUAGGCGUGUCCCGGUGACUAUUUGGGUCUGCAUUUUUACAUAGAGGUCUCGGCGUGGGCGUCGUGCUGGAUGAUUUCUAACGGGAGGUGAGCAGAAUGAGGCCCUGAGCGGAUUGGUGGUGUGCGUAUUAUGAGGCGAGGCUGAAGUGGAUAGCAUGUGAUGAUUUCGGCCACCGUUUUCCACAGACAGCCGUUUUAACCGGGAUGUUUUCACUGAUUUUUAGAUCAAUUUUUGUGCGAAGUUUUCUGUCUACUGUCGUGUUUUUCCUCAGAUGUCCAAAAGUCUUCUUUGUUAGGCAAGCUUUAAGCUGAUGUUUAUAUAUUUAUUUCCUGUUGUCAAUGAUUUGGAACCAGGCGUGAUCAGCUGCUGGCCGGAGAGAGAGCAUUGGUGAAAUAAACGAGUAGCGUCAAUCUUGUAGCGUUUGUGGGAUAUCUGAAGGGGCGGACAAAUAUGUCCAUGCCGUUGAAACGCCGUUGUCCAUGUCGCUUGUAAACCUGUUGCAAGACUGGGUGGGCCACCAGUUGCAUCAAGGAAGUAACAAUGUUCACUGAGAAGUCUGAACUCCACUCCCUGGUGGAUUACAUGUGGAGUUGCGAGUGGGAUUCAGCUUUUCGAAUCGACCGACUUUAUGACGUUUGACGAUUUAGUCUGUGCAGAAACUAACAUGCGUCACAUCGGGCAUGGCAAUGCUGAUGGCCGGUGUCUGCUACUGAAAAGUAUCAAUUUGGGAGCGUCUUGUUCGGGCCCUAUACUUGUUAAACAUGUUCACUGCUGCUCAGUGCUCACUGGUGCUGCUCACAGUGACCAGUGCCCGGUGAUUAUCCUGGCGUCCAUUGAGUGAUGAGCCGCCCGUCCUGCGCGAACACCGUGUCCUGUGUCCACUGUCCGUGUGUGAUGGAAUGCAUAGACCGCCAGCCACAAGCACUGGGAGGAGUCAGCUAUCAUCUGACCUCUGACUGGCCGAGCUGACCCCGGUCGGGUCACGUGACCGGUGACAGGUCGGCGGGGGUCACCGGUCUGGGACAGUUACUGAUCAGGCCGUCGGCUCGGCAGCCGGACUGGUCGCGUCGCGUGGUAUGGAGUGUGGUGCGGGGUGGGACGGUGGUCACGAGCGGGCGCUUCAGCCUGCGACCCCGGCGGAUAACCGGCCAGCGUGCUACGUGUCGCGGGUCAGUGCUGACCUCUCCCGGCUGUGUGUGACCUCUGAGUGCCGAUCGAGUGAUGACUCUGCGACUCAUCACGACCCCGACCCCAGCACGGGGUCUGACUCCGACGGUCGUCCUAGCAGCUCUCCGGCUGGUAUCGGCGACCGUCCACAGCCAGGAUGGCCCUCUCCCACUCGACAAGAUUUAUUGUGGUCCGGGGGCCGGACGGUCAUCUACCAGCGACGGGACGGCGACUGGCGGCGCUCACUGCCGUCCGACCUGACCCAGGUCGCGCGCCACGUGACCUCUGCCACCUGGAGCGGCGGCUGGUGCGCCGAGAUGCCGCCCGGCUGGCUCCGUCUGCCUCCAGUGGGACCGCCCGCCCCGGACCGAGCGCUCUCCUGGCCGCCGACCGGGUCAGACAGCACACUGCCGCUGCCUCUGGGGCUGACGGAGGGCGGGCGGACCGGCCUGGCCCUCACCAUCUCUGUCCGCCGGGGCUCUGAGGGGGCGGGAUCGGAGCUGAACCCUCGGUGGAUCAUUGACAUCGCCCAGGAGCCGUCUGUCUCUGGGACACCGUCGCUGCUGCGAGGACACAGCGUAGACAGUUCCUACUGAGGCCAAUCUGAAGCUCCACUUCGGCCGCUAGGUGGCGUCGACGGCAGUUUCGGGUCUCGUCAGCUACAGUUUACAACCGUCGCCACCAGGCUGCGCUAGUGUCGACACUACGUGCCGCUGACGACGUGAAUCAACGUUGGCUCAAGCUCAUCUUAAAGCGGCUCAUUUUAAAUUUGUAGUUUUCUUGCGUCGUUUAUGUCUGUUCUAAGUUCUAAACGGUUCUGUUUCUCGAAUCGCUAAAAAUGUGACACGUAUUUUAGAUCUCAUUGAAUUAUGUUUCAUGUUUGAAUGCUGUUUGCCCUGCUAUCCGUUGACUUUUGACCUGGGACUGAAAAUGAAUUGACCCACCUCUCG